AUGGAAGGCUCUUCAAGGGAUAUCAAGGACGAACCGGACCUUGAACCUGGCCCUGCACCACCCAAGCCAGUUGCCAGCACCGAGCCGGAACUACCAUCAAGUCCAAAAGGUGCUGCUGCUGCUCUCAGGAAGGACAAGGCACGCGUGAGGUUCAACAGCAACGCCGCUGCCAAUCCCCCACAGUCCCCAGCAAACCCUCCGGCUGCUCCGCAAGCUCCAGGUGUUGCUAAGCCUAGACCUUCACUCUUGCGCGGCAGCUCUGCCGAAGUCGUCAAGACUCUCAAUCUCAAGGAUCAUGACGAUGAGUCGGAUCCCGAGUCAAAGGAGGCCAUGGUCGCUGCGCGAGAACGUGCCCGUAUCAUGGCUGACAACAUUCACAAUGAUUCAUCUGCUAUAGACAGAGACUCACUCGAGUCCAGCACCGUUGGAACACCAGGCUACGAUAGCCCAUACGGCUCCAGCAUUCCCCUCCAGGAUCUUACCGAAGCAGGCAGCAGCAAGGAAGGUUUCCACAAGCUCCCCUCCGAAGACAAGGAGGGCACUGGCUUGAAAGAUGAGGCUUUCAAGCUUGUCCGAGCACACACCCAGCGUUUCGGACCCAGCUCCAGCACUGGCCAGAACUCGCCUGAAGACAAGGAAACAAAGGGGAAAGGAAAAGAGGAGCGCAAACUGACGGAACUCAACGAUGGUAACUUUGACGGAGUCUUUGAUGUACCUGCACCCGAACAAUAUCGCGGAAGCGUUUUGUCGCAGCUUCUGAAGCUUUACAAGCCCCCAGAGCCAUCUUUUAAGGGCACACACCACCGAGCUGCCUCUACUUCUUCCGUGAUUAGCGAUGGAACCCCCACUGUUCAAGGCACACCGUCUGGUGCUUCUACGCCGAGGCGCAAAUGGUACGACCAGAACAAGUCACAAGAUACACUCGCCAACCUUAUCGAGGCUUCAUCGCGACUCGCCAACCCCAACGACGCAGCCGGCGACAAGUCCAAGAAGAAUGGAAAGAAACCUCAGAGACCGGCCAACCGACGAACGCAUAGCGCAAACCGAUUGAGUGGACUUUGGCAACAACAAGAAGCACGCAUUACCGUCCACAUCGCCGAGACUCUGGCCCGACAGGGCUACAUCAUCAAACUAUGCCGUGCUUUGAUGAUGUUUGGAGCUCCCACCCAUAGAUUGGAGGAGUAUCUCAGCAUGACGGCCAGAGUUCUCGAGAUUGAUGGCCAGUUCCUCUACCUACCAGGAUGCAUGAUCAUCUCGUUCGACGACAAGUCCACACACACUACUGAAGUUAGAAUCGUGCGUACCGGACAAGGUAUCGAUCUAGGCAAACUCAAGGACGUCCACCUCAUCUACAAGGAAGUCAUGCACGACAUUUGUGGCGUUGAGGAAGCGACCGAGAAGCUCGAAAAUCUCAUGAAGCGCAAGGACAAAUUCCACAAGUGGCUUAGAGUCGUCAUGUUUGGACUCAUGAGUGCCACUGCAGCCCCUUUCUCUUUCGGAGCUCGUCUGAUCGAUCUUCCCCUCAUUUUCGCUUUCGGUUGUCUUAUCGGAGUGCUGCAGCUUGUUGUGGCACCCAACUCUGCUCUCUACAGCAACGUCUUUGAAGUGUCUUCCACCAUUGUUGUCAGUCUCUUGGCCCGAACCUUUGGUAGUAUCAAAAUGGGCGGCGAAGAGAUAUUCUGUUUUGGUGCGUUGGCGCAGGGCGGAAUCGUCAUGUUGCUGCCCGGUUACAUGGUUUUAUGCUCUGCUCUCGAACUACAAUCCCGUGCCAUCGUUCCCGGAUCGAUUCGAAUCGUAUACGCCGUCAUCUACUCUCUUCUUCUCGGUUUCGGUAUCACCGUCGGCUCCGUUCUUUACGGAUUGUUUGACUCUGACCCAUCCAACACGACGACCUGCCCCAACGCCAUGAACCCUUACUACGCCUUCCUCUUUGUUCCUCCCUUCGUCGUCAGUCUAUGCGUCAUCUACCAAGCAAAAUGGCGCCAGAUGCCCGUCAUGGUUAUUGUUUCCUUUGCCGGAUACAUGGUGAACUACUGGUCCGCCCAAAAGUUCAAGUCCAGCCCUCAGAUUUCCAGCACGCUUGGUGCUUUUGCUGUCGGUCUGCUCGCCAACCUCUACUCUCGACUCCGACACGGUGUCGCAGCUGCGAUUCUCAUCCCCGCGGUGUUCUGCCAAGUGCCAGGAAGUCUUGCGUCUACCGGAGGAUUGCUCAGCGGUCUGCAAGUUGCCAACUCUCUUACCAACGCGACCGGCGAGAUCCAAGGAACGUCUUCUGUGCAGCUCACACAAGGCAGCAACCCUGACAACCUGGUGUUUAGCGUCGCUGCUUCCAUGAUCCAGAUUGCCAUUGGUAUUGCUGUUGGACUCUUUAUGAGUUCACUGCUCAUCUACCCACUGGGCAAGCGUCGCAGCGCCCUCUUCAGUUUCUAA
This is a messenger RNA of Fusarium venenatum, 2430 nucleotides long. RefSeq lists its product as uncharacterized. Gene Ontology annotation, biological process: transmembrane transport. Gene Ontology annotation, molecular function: transmembrane transporter activity. NCBI's taxonomy places the organism in Eukaryota, Fungi, Ascomycota, Sordariomycetes, Hypocreales, Nectriaceae. The record is from RefSeq and is a predicted model, not a curated record.